GUACUGCUUGUGGCUUUAUUUUGGAUUGACGUGACGUGCGUGCUCGAUAUUUGAGUGCACUGUGCAGUUUUUGAUAUUGGUAUUAAAAAUUAACGAUAAAUUUGGCCAGUGAAGAUUUUGGAUUACUCGAAGAUAUAAAAAUGGCUCUAGGGGGCGGUAUGUCAUGUGUGAAGUACCUGCUUUUUUGUUUCAAUCUUUUGUUCGCGGUGACCGGCCUGAUCAUUCUGAUUGUGGGUGCAAAAGCCCAAAUCAGUUUAUCACCUUAUGUAGAGCUGACGGGUGAAAACUUCUACAUCUCAGGGCCAAUAGUGCUAAUUAUUGUUGGUGUGAUUGUAUUCAUUGUGGCCUUCUUCGGAUGCUGUGGAGCAUUCAAAGAGAAUCAUUGUAUGAUUGUAACGUUCUCCGUGUUCCUACUGAUCAUCUUCGUUGCUGAGCUGGCUGUGGGCAUCGCUGGAUACAUGAAGCACCAGGACUUGGAAGACUCAAUCAUGCGCAACUUGAACGCCACCAUCAAGGAGUACCCCAACAACCCGGACGUGAGGAAGACCUUCGACAUCAUCCAAACUGAUCUGAAAUGCUGCGGCAUCUACGGUCCUGGAGACUGGACGAACAACAGUAUCCCGAUACCGGAGUCUUGUUGCUCGGCGCAGGAGAUCAAGGCGGGGGCCCCGGUGCCCUGCGACGAUAACAACAUACACAAGGCGGGCUGUUUCGGUAAACUCGUCGACUUCCUAAGGAGCGUUGCCUUGCUAUUGGGCGGGGUCGGACUGGGCAUCGCUAUAAUACAGCUGCUGGGGGUGAUAUUCGCGUGCUGUCUCGCUCGCUCCAUCCGUAGUCAAUACGAAACUGUAUAAGUCAACAAGGCUCAAGUGAUUCACAUAUUGUAUCGGUGUCUAUAUUGAACAAAUAACCUUUCUUCAAACUUAUACAUAUUAUACAUACACUUUACAUGUGAUUUUUACCAAGUUUACCUUUACGUACCUUUCAUAUUUUUUUUAUAUUUGAGAAUUUUUAUUUUUUUAUAGUUUUAUAACAUAAUUUUUAUUAGAGAUGGGCUGACCAAUGGGUAAUUUCGGUAAUAUGAACUUUGGGUACAAUCAGUCACUCGUUUAAAAUUUGAUUUUGAAAUUAGUCGAGUGGGCUAAUUUAAAAAUCCAUCGCAAUCCUUUUUAAAACGCAUUAUGGAAAAAAGUAACGUUUUAGUUACAUUCGCUUUCGAAACAAAGUUGAUUUAUAUAAUCGGUAAUUCAAUAUCUUUCAAAAAAGCGUCGUUGACUUAAGCACAUUAAGACGUUUAUAUGAAUUAUUAAAAAAAAAACUUUUCUGCUCUCAAGAACAAUUUUGGUUUUGCGGGCUACAAGAACACAUAUACCUCGAUUCAUGAUAUAUUUUUUUAAUUUGUUCAUAGAAUUUUUUAUUUUAAUUAUAUAAUAAACGCAAGAAUCCGACAAACGAAUGUGGAAAUCGUCGGAAUUACCAAUUAAUUAGCUGUUGGAAAUCGACCCAUCUCUAAUUGAAUAUAUUUGUUUCAUAUUUAAAACACUAGAGUUACCAUAUCGACGGUUAAUAAAGGAAUAAAUAUUAUAUCUGAAUUCAAUCAAAGCGGAUUCCAAACAUGUCGUUCGGUUCAUUGACCUUUCAACCGUCGAUAUAUUCUUGAGACAUUAUUAGGUAUAGUAUUAUUGUGAAUGUUAAGGACUGUGCACCAUAUAGAAUCUUCACUACGUGGCUCAGGGUAGAAGACUGAUUUUUCCUUAGAAGUGUUUGCGGAACGCCAAAUCAAUUCAACUCCAAUUAUUGUUACCUUUUACAAAGUAUACGUAUUCUCGAUUUACUAUUCAAAAACGUAUUAUAAUCUUGAUACCCUAUUGUAAGUCCAAUUAUAUUUAGCUGUGCACAUUGAUAUAGAUUUCAAGUUUCGCUUUAUUACUCUCUUCAUCUUGUACGCUAGUAAAAAAAAACAUAUUAGUCUCUUGAUCUCGACAAAUCAUAAAGCGAACUUUGAAUAGGUGUGUUUUAGUAACCGAAAAUGUUUGUAGCUAAUUGUAAAGACGUGUAUUCAAUAGAUGGCAAAUAUCAACCUAAGGAACUCGCCUUAUUAUUUUAAUUUUGCUUCAAGAAUUAAGACUGAAAACAACAGUAACGCAACAUGCGUUUGAGAAAGACAUUGAUAUGGUAACAAACUUUUCUUAAGUAUAGGAAUUUAUAUUUGGAGUCUCUUCAAAUUAUUUGAAAUAAUUUGAAGCAGCGCUAAUAAACAUUUUAUUAUCGUUCUCUUAUAUUUUGUUAUCAUUAAAGCUGCCACAGAUCAGUGUAACAAAAGUAUUAAUGUACGCUGAUCUCUCUGUUGUCACUCAGCAUUUGCUCUUCUAAUGGAUCCACGACUUUACGUAUUAAGAAUAUUUAUGUAUUAAGUGAAUGUAUUUUUAGUUCAGAAUAAACUAUUGCUGC
This is a messenger RNA of Diatraea saccharalis (sugarcane borer), 2451 nucleotides long. Lineage: Eukaryota; Metazoa; Arthropoda; Insecta; Lepidoptera; Crambidae. The record is from the annotation of a GenBank genome assembly.